Molecule: messenger RNA, 850 nt
Organism: Bipolaris sorokiniana ND90Pr
Lineage: Eukaryota; Fungi; Ascomycota; Dothideomycetes; Pleosporales; Pleosporaceae
Exons: 3
Coding region: 88-540 (150 amino acids)
Biological process (GO): vesicle-mediated transport
Cellular component (GO): intracellular membrane-bounded organelle
Source: RefSeq, a predicted model, not a curated record
CUCUCACUCACCCUUCUACUUUGUGCCUCUCUCUUCCCUCACCUACUCCAUAGUACCUCCAGAUCGAUAAUUUGCCCUAUUACAACGAUGCAUCUGCAGGCUAGACAGAUCUACUGGGAUGAUGACAGGUGUUAUAUCGACAGAUAUGGCUACAGGCGCUGCAGAAGCUCAGCCUGGAACAAUUGGGUCCGAUGGGUAGUCCUCGUCGUUGUCGUUGUCGGCUUCCUCCUACUCUUUGUAUUCUGCUCCUGCUUAACAGCGCGUCGUCGCCGCAAGGCCGGCCGUAAGCCUUUCUACGGAACAGGCUGGGCCGCUCGUCCUGGCCAGAACAACAACCAGUAUAACGCCCAGCCAUACUACGCAAACCAACCGGCCCCGCCCUAUGACGCCGCCACAAACAACAACAACGGUUACUACAGCGGCGGUGCAAACCAAAAUUACUACGGUCAGCAGAAUGGUGUCGAGCUUCAACAGCCCCAGCCUAGCUACGGCGGAGGCGGCUAUGCACCACCACCAGGCCCUCCACCAGCCAAGGCCUAAGCACCCUACAAUCAAAACCACGUCGACACAAACGAAGCUUUCACAACAAGGAAAAAGAAUCUUUGUUAGGAUGCUAUUGAAGACUUGGAUGAUGUGAACAACGACGAAAAUGUGGCAAAUUUGGUUGGGUAAAAGGGUGGAGUAUAGGAGCUUCUCUAACUUUCUUUUUGUGUAAUCACGCUUGAUACCUCUUUUCCUUAUUUGUGCUUAAAUGUCAACGUUUCUUUUUCUUUUCCUUCUCACGCCCUUUAAGAAAGUAAUACAAGUAUGCAUGUCGUAAUCAACUCUACAUUUUUACCCUUAGGCAAUC